This is a messenger RNA of Colletotrichum graminicola M1.001, 1344 nucleotides long. Its product is annotated as zinc carboxypeptidase. Lineage: Eukaryota; Fungi; Ascomycota; Sordariomycetes; Glomerellales; Glomerellaceae. The transcript has a single exon. The record is from RefSeq and is a predicted model, not a curated record. Gene Ontology annotation, biological process: proteolysis. The coding region runs from base 1 to 1344 and encodes 447 amino acids. Gene Ontology annotation, molecular function: metallocarboxypeptidase activity; zinc ion binding.
AUGAAAAUCUCUCACGCCUGCACCCUCCUCUCCCUCGCCUGGCUGGGGGAGACCUGCCUCCUUCCCGGGGAAGCCUCGGGCCGCCGCAUCGGCCGCCGCCAGGUCACAAACCCCAAUAACACGGGCGCGGCCAUCGGCACCGGCGACCGAUUCGACGGCGGCAAGAAGUUCCCCCGUGGCCUUGGCUCCCAGCCCGCCGGCACGAACCUCGAGUCUCUCCUCAACGUUGACGAGAUCAAGAGCGCCGUCCGUGGCCUGGUCGAGGAGUACGACAUUGAGUACUUUGAGUCCCCACACAAGACUUAUCAGAACGCCUCAUUCUUCGGUGCAAAGGUCGGCGGCUCCGGCGACUGCAGCGAUGUGUACCGCGUGUACUUCAACGCCGCCAUCCACGCCCGAGAACGCGGCGCGUCCGACAAUAUCAUCUACUUCAUCUCGGACCUGCUGUACGCGAACAAACACGGAGAGGGCCUUGCUUUCGGCGGUCGUGUGUACUCCAAUUGCGAUGUCCAGCGCGCGCUGUCAACGGGCAUCGUCUUCACGCCCCUGAGCAACCCCGACGGCGUGGCGUACGACCAGGCGACGCACAGCUGCUGGCGCAAGAACCGCAACCCCGCCGCGUCGGGAGGCGACCCGGACGCCGUCGGCAUCGACCUGAACCGCAACUUCGACUUCCUCUUCGACUUCCUGCAGGACUUUGCGCCCACCGUCGGGCCCAACGUCGCGUCGGACCAGCCCGGCGCCCAGACGUACCACGGCACCAGCGCCUUCUCCGAGCCCGAGACGAAGAGCAUCAAGUGGGUGAUGGACGGGCACAAGGAGCUGCGGUGGUUCAUGGACAUCCACAGCUUCGUUGGCGUCGUGCUCUAUAACUGGGGCAGCGACGAGAACCAGCUGCGCAAGCCCUACAUGAACUUUUUGAACGACUCGUACGACGCCGUAAGGGGCCUGAUGCCCGAUACGCCGUCGACCGACGGCAUCUACGGGGAGUACGUCCCCAGCAGCGACUGGUCAGAGAAGGUGUUUGCGGCUAUGCGCAUGGGGAACGCCAUGGACGCUGCCGUGGGCCGGCAUUACGAGGUUCAGCAGAGCGCGUACCUGUACCCGACGUCGGGCGCCAGCGACGACUACGCCUACUCGCGCCACUUUGCGGACCCCUCGCUCGGCAAGAUCCACGGCUUCACAGUCGAGUUUGGUUUCGGCAACGACGAGGUCGAGUGCCCGUUUUACCCCACGCCCGCCCAGUACCACCAGAACCUGCUUGAGACGGGCGCCGGCUUCAUGGAGUACCUCCUUGCCGCGUCAGAGAUAGGCGUUGGCGAGCCUGCCUCCUGUGCGACGUGA